Messenger RNA from Purpureocillium lilacinum, 1320 nucleotides. RefSeq lists its product as uncharacterized. The record is from RefSeq and is a predicted model, not a curated record. Lineage: Eukaryota; Fungi; Ascomycota; Sordariomycetes; Hypocreales; Ophiocordycipitaceae. Gene Ontology annotation, molecular function: heme binding; oxidoreductase activity, acting on paired donors, with incorporation or reduction of molecular oxygen; monooxygenase activity.
AUGGCCACAGUCCACAUCGGCGCCAAAACGUGGAUCUUCCUCAACAGCCACCGUGUCGUCUCCGAAAUCAUAGCCAAGCGCGGCAGCGCCACCAGCACGCGAUCUCCCAUGCCCAUCGCCAGCGGCAUCGUCAGCAAAGACGGCCGUUCGCUCGUCCUGCCGCAAGAGCAGUGGACGGAACGCCGCCGCGUCAUGCACAGUCUUCUCAACGGCAGUUCACUAAAGCAGUACGGCGAGUGGCAGGAACUGGAAAGCACGCAGAUGAUGGCCGAGUACCUCUUCAAACCGCAACUCUGGUACAAGCACCACUACCGGUACGCCAACUCGGUGAUCCACCGCAUCGCUCUCGGCGAGCGCCUUAACAAAUCGACGCAGGAGCUGGCAGAUCUGCAAAACUGCGUCACGUUCUUCGUGGGAAGCAUCGGCGCCAGCGUCGUCGAUUGGUUCCCGCAGCUGACAAACCUGCCGAGGCCGUUGCAGCUCUGGAGACCGCACUGGCAGAAGCUGGCCGACUGGAACCACGGCGUCUACAGUAAGUGGUGGGUGCCUGUGCGGGAGCAGGUGAAAGAUGGGACUGCGCCGCCGUCAUUUGCGCGCGAUGUGCUUCUACAUGAAGACACGAAGUUCAAAGGGAGCGACGAUGAUGCGAUGUAUGUGGCUAUGCAGCUCAUCGAGGCAGGAAGUGAUACCACGCGCGAGGCGCUCAACAUCAUGGUCAUGGCUGCACUAGAAUAUCCCGAGCCGUUCCGCAAGGCAAGGGAUGAGGUUGACCGCGUCUGCGGCACGGGGGAUGACGCACGUCUGCCUCAGUUAUCGGAUAUGGACAGCUUGCGGUACAUCUGCGCCAUGGCCAAGGAGGUGCUGCGCUGGAGACCGAUCUUCAUCCUGACGCCGGAGCACACUUCGACGCAGGAUAUUGAGUUUGAGGGAUACUACUUCCCAGCGGGCACUGGAUUCGUCAUCAACGAGGUGCCUGUUGGCAAUGAGUGUGAGUAUCCGGAGGUCUUCUACCCAGAGAGGUGGAUCGACGGCAAGGAGACGGACAUUGCGCAUGGACUGUGGCAGUUUGGUGGAGGGCGUCGCAUCUGUGUCGGCUAUCGUCUGGCACAGAGGAGCUUGUUUUUGAAUAUGGCAAGGCUCGUCCAGUGUAUCGACUACAAGCCGUAUGGGCCCUAUAAUGCGAAAUGCCUGCAGCUGGAGUCACUUGACGAGCCGUUUCCUGUCACGGCUUCGUUCAGGGGUAAGAAGUAUGAGGAUAUGGUGAAGCGCGAGGCUACUAGGCUGGACGUACUUGAAGAUGCCAAGCUCGAUCGCCAGUAA